This is a messenger RNA of Euleptes europaea (tarantolino), 1989 nucleotides long. RefSeq names its product GATA zinc finger domain containing 2A (gene GATAD2A). Lineage: Eukaryota; Metazoa; Chordata; Lepidosauria; Squamata; Sphaerodactylidae. The transcript has 11 exons. Gene Ontology annotation, biological process: negative regulation of transcription by RNA polymerase II. Gene Ontology annotation, cellular component: NuRD complex. The coding region runs from base 60 to 1952 and encodes 630 amino acids. Gene Ontology annotation, molecular function: sequence-specific DNA binding. The record is from RefSeq and is a predicted model, not a curated record.
AGCUCAGACCGGUUUUCUGGAAAGUGCUUUGUCUCUCCGACUGAAUCCUGGGAAAGGUCAUGUGUGGACCUAGUGAUGUCAUGAGAUCACAAACUGACUCAGCUCUUUUGCAUCAGAUAUGUGUGUCUGUCUUGCAGAGCACCAUAAUGACGGAGGAAGCCUGUCGGACGCGGAGCCAGAAGCGAGCGCUGGAACGCGAGAGCAACCUGAACGACGUGGACAGUAAAAAGAUGAAGCUUUUGGGGGGGGCGGAGGCCGACGAGGAAGACGGGGACCUUAAGAUAAAGACUGACCCCACGUCAGCGAGAGUCCCGGGACUGUUAAAAGGAGGGGAAAUGAAAGCCACCAUCAAAGUGGAGGUGCAGACGGGGGACGAGCCGGUGGACAUGAGCACCUCGAAAAGCGACGCCAGUCGAGAGGAGAGAGUCCCGUCACCCGACGUAAUCGUCCUCUCGGACAACGAGCCAUCGAGCCCCAGGAUGAACGGGCUGACGAAAAUAGCGAUCAAAGAGACCAGCGCAGAAGUGUUGAUGAAAAGCAGCCCUGAAGAGCGGGAGCGAAUGAUCAAGCACCUGAAGGAAGAGCUGCGAUUAGAAGAAGCGAAACUGGUGCUGUUGAAAAAGCUCCGGCAGAGUCAGAUACAGAAGGAGGUGACGGCUCAGAAGCCUGCUGGCUCCUCAGGAAAUUCUGUGGCAACCCCUCCACCAUUGGUGCGGGGAACGCAGACCCUCACUUCCAGCAAGUCAAACCUCCUUCAGAAUUCUUCCCGAAUUCCUGGGACUGUUAUUCCUCCCCCGUUGAUCCGCGGCGGGCAGCAAGCCUCUUCGAAGCUGGGUUCUCAGCAAAACACGCAAAUAGUCAUGCCCCCUCUCGUCCGAGGGGCACAGCAAAUCCACAACAUUCGCCAACACUCCACCUCAGGGCCCCCUCCACUGCUCCUGGCUCCACGGGCCUCCGUCCCCAGCGUGCAGAUCCAGGGUCAGCGGAUCAUCCAGCAGGGCCUGAUCCGCGUCGCCAAUGUCCCCAAUGCAAGCCUGUUGGUCAACAUCCCGCAGGCCUCACCAACUUCCCUCAAAGGCACGGCGGUGACAUCGGCCCAGGCGAACGCUGUGGCCACCGCGACCAGCGUGGCCUCCAUCGUCAACUCCAAUGACUCCCCUGCCAGCCGGCAAGCGGCCGCCAAGCUGGCCCUGCGGAAGCAGCUGGAGAAGACCCUCCUGGAAAUCCCCCCGCCCAAACCUCCGGCACCCGAGAUGAACUUCCUGCCCAGCGCGGCCAACAACGAGUUCAUUUACCUGGUCGGGCUGGAGGAGGUGGUGCAGAACCUCCUCGAGAGUCAAGGCAAAGUGUCCGUAGCCCCCUCCUCGCAGGAGCCCUACACCUGUGUCCAGUGCAAGACAGACUUCACCUGCCGCUGGAGGGAAGAGAAGCGGGGGCUGAUCAUGUGCGAGACCUGCAUGUCCUCCAACCAGAAGAGGGCCCUGAAGGCCGAGCACACCACCCGCCUGAAGGCCGCCUUCGUCAAGGCCCUGCAGCAAGAGCAGGAGAUCGAGCAGCGGAUACUGCAGCAGGCCGCCUCCCCCGGGCAGACCAAGGCGGAUCAGCUCGCCCAGCAGCAUCACGCUCUCAAGCAGACCUCCAGCCAGCUGUCCCGAAGCACCAGCACCCCCCGUGGAGUCUUGCAUGCAUUUAGCCCGUCGCCCAAGUUGCAGAACGCGUCCGGCGUGGCCGUACUUGGUGGCAGGCAAGGUAAGCGUGCUCAGAGGCCCAUCGGGAAAGGCGGUGCUUGCACUUGGAAGAAGACUCUCACCGACGCAGGCGGGGCGCUCAAUUUCGUGAACCCUGGACUUGCCGUGCACAAAACAACUUCCUCGGCCUUGGACCGCCAGCGCGAGUACCUCCUGGAUAUGAUCCCGCCGCGAUCCAUCCCGCAGUCCACCACCUGGAAAUAACACAGGAGCCUCCGCCUCUAUGUGGGAGACUUCGACU